Messenger RNA from Episyrphus balteatus (marmalade hoverfly), 2237 nucleotides. Its product is annotated as zinc finger protein 25-like. The record is from RefSeq and is a predicted model, not a curated record. Gene Ontology annotation, biological process: regulation of transcription by RNA polymerase II. Gene Ontology annotation, molecular function: RNA polymerase II cis-regulatory region sequence-specific DNA binding; DNA-binding transcription factor activity. Bases 189 to 2087 code for a protein of 632 amino acids. The transcript has 4 exons. NCBI's taxonomy places the organism in Eukaryota, Metazoa, Arthropoda, Insecta, Diptera, Syrphidae.
UUUUACUUUCUGACAUGACUCAAAAGUUUAUUUAUUUUUUUAUUCAUGUAUUAAAUUUUAUUUUUCUAACUAAUUUACGGUUUUCAAUUAACAAUUGAAUAUAUAAAAUUUGUACUUCCAUUAAUAUAAUUAUUUUAAUAAAAUAAAUUAUUAUUUACCACUGAUAUAUUCCUUCGAACAAAUAUUCAAUGGGCAAACUCAAGGCAGACUGCUCCGAAGAUAAUGCUCCGAAAUCAGACGAUGGAGAGCUAUCUUCUCAAAGCUCACAAGAUGAGUUUCAAGAAGAGCAGAAAGUCAUAAGAACACACAAAGGAAACCAUCGCAGAACACUUCACAGACGAGUUAAAAAAACUACGAAUGUCAAAGUAGUUAAAAGGAAAAUAAAGUCUACUCAACCAACUACCAAACCAAUACCGACCAACGAUGUGUCUGUUAAUAAUUCCUGUAACUCGAAUAAAAUUCAAACGAAACUUGAUAAUGAUCCUGACCCCGAUACAGAUUCUAAAUCAGACAUCGAAGAAGAUGAAUGCAUACCAAAUGGUUGCAAAUUUAUCGAGUGUUUUAUUUGCAGUUGUAGAUUCAGUAAGAUCUAUAAUCUACGGAUUCAUAUGGCAACACAUUUGAAAGAAGACUCUUUUGAUAUGGAAACUUUUGAAAAAUCCGAAAUAUUUAAUAUUCUUAAUCCACAUAAGAGAAAUAUUAAUUCAAAAACCAUUCAACAGUUCGUGAUACAGGAAAUCCAAGCUAAACGUUAUUCUCAAUUUUAUUGCAUUCUUAAUGAAGCAGCAGUUGAGCUGCACAUAAGUGACUCGGAAACAGACUCAGACGAUGCUAAUGAUGUUAUACCUCACAACAACUAUCGUUGUGAAAUGUGUAAAAAGAAUUUCGAUCGACGAUACAAAGCGUUGUUUCAUCAAAAAACUGCUCACACUAAAAAAGACUUGGUCAUUGAGUGUGACUAUUGUCUAAAAAAAUUCGUCUGUAUGAAUCUAUUGAUCCAUCAUUUAAAAACUCAAUGUGAAAGUGACGAAAAGCCAGUACCGUGCACAGAACGUUUUAUGAAAUUUCUCCUUAAAGUAAAUUUGGAAUAUUAUGCCAAUUUAGCCGAGGCCAGAGAACAAAAGAAACAAAAGAAAGUUAAUGAAGGUCCUAAAUCGUACACUUGCAAAAUAUGUGAAAAAACAUUUACACGUCAUGAGCAUCUCAAUCGUCAUAGUGCUGUGCAUCUUCCCGAUGAGAUGAAGUUUGAGUGCGCUAUCUGUAAUCGACGGUUCAAUAGAAAAGACAAUAUGCGAUCCCAUAUGAAGACACACACUGAGGAAGGAACACGAAAUGCCGAGUCGAGAAAAAUUCUUUGCUCUUACUGUGGACGAAGUUUUAGUAGCAAAUCUAAUUAUGUGGUUCAUAUGCGUCGUCACACUGGUGAAAAGCCUUACAAAUGCGAUGUUUGUGGCAAGGGUUUUCCAAAAUCUACAGACCUUAAUUCGCACAAGAUCACCCAUACAGGAGCUAAAGAUUACGUUUGUACAAUUUGUAAUAAGCCAUUCGCCAGGUCAGCUGUACUCUCGAAACACAUGAAACUACAUAGCGGACCGUACCCGUGUACAUCUUGUGACAAGAUAUUCCCAAAACCAAGUGCUUUGACUAUUCAUUUGAGAACGCACACAUCUGGAAGGUGGUGUGGGUGCUUAGUGUGUAAUGAAACAUUUCAAACAAAAGGUGAACUACACAUGCAUUUUGCUGAAACAGGGCACAGCAAUGAACCAAAACGGGUUUUGGUGAUUAAGGAACCUCUGGUAGUAGAUAAACCAAUUGAAAAUAUUUCUGCUACAACAGAUGAGGAACUAGCAUCUAAUGUUAAAAAAAAGACAGCAAAUGAUGAUCCUUUGGAAAUCGAUGAAGAAGAAUGGCGAACUACAAAAGUUAAAGUGCCUGUUAAUGAAGUAAUAAAAAGUGUUUUGCAAAAGUCCACAAUUACGACCGAACAAGAAGUAGUUAAGGACGAUAGUAAGGAAAGUGAUAAUCUCAUACCACCAUUCUCUCCCAUAGAUAAUGGUUUCGAUGAUGAUCCUCAAUACGACUGGUAGUACAUGGUACGAAUGAUUAAUAAAAAUAAUUUUAAGUUUUAUUUUAGAUUAAACAAAAAGUGUCUGAUCAUAAUGUUUUGUUAGUACAUAUACUGACUUUAAUGAAAGCAUUUUAAUUUUUUUAUUAAAAUAUAUUCUAUAUGAAAUAAA